Didymella exigua CBS 183.55 is the source of this 647-nucleotide messenger RNA. RefSeq lists its product as uncharacterized. The record is from RefSeq and is a predicted model, not a curated record. Bases 179 to 505 code for a protein of 108 amino acids. The transcript has a single exon. NCBI's taxonomy places the organism in Eukaryota, Fungi, Ascomycota, Dothideomycetes, Pleosporales, Didymellaceae.
CAAGUUUUCACGAGUCCUACACUGAUACCCACGAACGUUCAUCCCUUACUUCGGAACCAUCGCAUCCCAUUCGUACGAACAGACGACGGCUUGGUGAGUCGAGAGCGGCUGUGUGUGGUGGUUUGGUUGUGGAAUGGCUAGCUCACGCGGGAGGUAGUCAGCCCAUCGUAGUUGGCACAUGAAAGGAGAGGAGUGGAGGAGAUGUGUGUUUUUGUCGGAGCUGAGUCGGCAUACCUGCCUUGCUUUCUAUGUUCACCCUUCCCACAUUUUGUACAUGGUGGAUGUAUCACACAAUCUAUCAUUGGUCUGCAUAUCCAUGUUGACCUGCUGCGUAGCUUACCCCGGAUGCAGUCAGCGCAUUCCCAUCACACCCCUCGUACGCUUCGCCCUACAGAUACCUCUGUGGUGCCAGUACUCUGACUGCCUCGAGGCUGCGGAGGCUGUCUCGCAUUUGGUGACUGCCUGUUUUCGCGUUUUCUCAUUACGAUUAUUCAAUAUGGCUUAGCAGUGUCUACAAACGUGACACGACCCCAGUGGUCCUGACGCACCUGUGGAGUGGGCCAGGACAGUUUCAGCUCUUAGCAUCAUUAAGGAAUGAUAGCUUUGCAUUUCUACGUUAUACCUGUUUUCAUUUGAUUACCAUAGCU